AUAGAAAAGAUGGCUCCACCAUUCUAGUAAAGAAUAUAUCCUCCAUAGGCAAAUAACAAAACAGCGCCCUAGAACCGGAUAUAAAGAAGAUGACACACUCGAUAUAUUUGUUUUCACUACAACUAUAAACAUUAUAGUUGAGUGCGCUCAUGUGUGUCCUCGACUUUAUGUCCUGUUAUAGCGCAGCUUCCUUUCCUUUUUCUUUUUUUUUGAAUUGACCAAGUAUGCAACAACCAGCUCAAAUUAGUAUUCGCCUUAUGUAUAUCCUCCAUGAAAGUUCUUCCACAUUGAUGAAAGUGUGUUGUUCAACGCUAAGUGAAAUGUCUGCUUUUUUCACCAGUGUCUCGAAAUGCACAGCAUUCGACGCUCUCGAACGAGAAGAGUUGAGAUGACUGCUGUGGCUCCGCUCAGCGAUAAUGACGCAGACAUGUUGCCCAAAGAGGUGGUGCUUCCGGAGAAAAUGACGGAGCUUCGAACACUGGAACGGGAAGACACAAAACCACCGGCGCGGAGUCGAGUGCUGAGAAGGUUCCCUAUUCUGGCAUUGUAUGGCACCGCUUGCUUUUCACUCGCCUUUAUUUCUCCCUACAUACCGCAUCUGGCGGUGGAAAAACGAACAGAGCAUUGGCAGUUCAACAUCAUGUAUGCGAGCACUAGAGCGUCCAUGCUUCUUGGUAGCCUUCUUAAUACGGCACUGGUUCAGCGCCUCACACCUCAAGCCACUCUGAUUGUUGCAUUCAUUGGCAUGAUUGUAUGCGUAUCAUUUUACGGCUCUACGUAUUGGAUCGGCGAAGGCAGCUCAUUUGUGGGCGCUACUGUGACUAUCGGAACGGUGUUCGGUUUCUUCUAUGCAUUUUUUGUGGUGACACUUUAUGCAGCCGCCACCUUUAGGAGCCAGCGGAGCUGUGGUAUAAUAAUUUCUUCUAUGGAGUGUGUGUACGGAAUAUCUAACACAGUGGGCUUCCUUGUUGGAACUGCUCUCAUUGAGGUACGCACAGCUUCUGAUAUGUGCUCUUAUUUUAUUCUUCACCUCUACGACUUGACGAAAGCUGUCCCGUUUCAGUGGUGGCCAGAUGCUAUACCGUUCUUCAUUUCCGGUGGCCUUAUGUUUCUGGUUGCGCCGUUUAUACUGCUACGGUCUCCCGCCAAAUCAAUUAAAAUUCCGAGAGACCAACCAGACCAAAGUGCCAUCCGCCUCUUGUCCAACGCACCAAUGUUUAUCAGCGUUGCAAAUGUCGCAAUCGCCAUAUCGGCCCUCGGCUUCCACGACGGCACUUUGGAAUUCCAUCUCAAGGAAGGGGAGUUCCGGCUUCCCGACAUAGAAGUGGCUGCUGUGUUUUCUGCUCUCUACAUCUCUUAUUCACUCGGAGCUCUCUUCUGGGGAUACUUCUUCACAUACAAGCUGGAACAAGAGGAUAUUUCGGUGCUGCUCGGAUUUAUGAUAAUGGCCGGGGCGUUCCUAUUCGUGGGUCCCGCUCCGUUCCUGCCGAUUCCGCCAUAUCUGUGGAUCGUAUACCUCACCCAAGCCAUGAUAGGUUUUGGUGGUGCUGCUGUGGUCGUGGCCAGCUACAGCCUUGCACUCAAGAAAGCCAUUGAACGAGGGUUUCCAGACAGUAUGUGGACUUACGCCACUGUUUGUGGGUUCCUCUUCGGUGCGAUUACUCUUGGGUCAUCGGUGGCACCACUGCUGAGCAGAUAUGCCGCAGAGAACAUACGCUACGAGAAUGCAUCUCUGGUCAUGCUUGCUGCGUUGUCCAUCUGUGUUGUUGUGAAUUUCGGCUCGUGCAUCAGAAACUCGAAGCGGAGGCGGACUAUCCUUCGCGACACAACGGAGGACGAAGCGUACCACAGGAGUGAUGAUCCCUGACGAAACUGUCACCUGUCUUUUUAAUGAUCGUCUUCUCCCUCUGAUAUGCGACUACUACUUGCCUACAAAGCCCCUUGGUCUUUCUUCGACCUGUGCUACCACAAGUUCCUUGUGUCCGUCUUUGACGAAGAUAGGUCCUCUUAUCGAAACGUUGGCCAGCCUUUCUGAGGCACCUUAUCCCUGUUUACAAACUUUAUACCACAGUGUGCUAUUCCAUCUGUCAUCCCCUUUCUUGAUUUUGGACUUGUAUCUACAUAGACAUUUAAUUUUUUUUAUAUAGAAACCACAAAACAAGUUGAUCUCAUGGUUUCGGCAAACCCUCCUUAGUUUUCACAAGACACUCAGUUUUUGUCGUCUUUGGUAAAACAGAAGAAGAAAAAAAAAGCAAGCUUUGAUGUUUCCGCGGUAGCGACAGUUGAACCGACAGUUGAAUGUGCGGCUAGCGAAAGCCCAAGGUCAGCGGGAAAGUGAUAAAUACACAUUUUACACCUGUUCUGGAGUCACCGUAUUCCUGACAUGCUUCACCAAGAGCCUUCGACAUGCUUGUUGUAAGUAUUCUGGGACAAUCAUUCAUCCGUUUUAGUAGUGUGACCGGAUACUGAGAGCGGAUAACGUUUGCUCUAGUGUAAUAUGAAUGUUGGAGCAAACUCAUUCUGACGCCAUGUGUUUGGAUUGCCCUGGAAGUGAGCA
Molecule: messenger RNA, 2557 nt
Organism: Dermacentor andersoni
Lineage: Eukaryota; Metazoa; Arthropoda; Arachnida; Ixodida; Ixodidae
Product: MFS-type transporter SLC18B1-like
Biological process (GO): transmembrane transport
Molecular function (GO): transmembrane transporter activity
Source: RefSeq, a predicted model, not a curated record